AUGAAGUCCCUAUACUUCGUCACCUUACUCAGUAUCGCGACUGGGCUAGGCCAGACGGCCGCUGCCGUGGCCCUCGAACCGCGCCAGUCCAGCACCAUCACUGUCAACCUCGACAAGACGUACCAAACCAUGGACGGCUUCGGCACAUCCGAAGCCUUCCAGCGUGCCCUCACCAUGAAAAAGCUCUCAGAGACCGAGCAGCGCAAAUUCCUCGACCUGCUCUUCAGCACCGAGACUGGCGCGGGCCUCACCAUCCUGCGUAACGGCAUCGGUUCCUCACCCGACAUGACAGACGACCACAUGGUCUCCAUCCAGCCGCGGAACCCCGGCGGACCCAACGCGGAACCGCAGUAUGUCUGGGACGGGUCGGAUAAUGGUCAGCUGUGGGUGUCAACCGAGGCGGCGAACACGUAUGGGGUUAAGACGUUUUAUGCGAAUGCGUGGAGCGCGCCGGGGUACAUGAAGACGAACGGGAACGAUGCAAAUGGGGGUAGUCUGUGUGGUGUAAGCGGAGCGACGUGCUCGAGUGGGGAUUGGAAACAGGCGUAUGCGAAUUAUUUGGCGCAGUAUAUCAAGUUUUAUGCUGAGGCGGGCGUGUCGAUUACCCAUGUUGGGUUUUUGAAUGAGCCAGAUUGGACCACCUCCUACGCCUCCAUGAGCUCCUCCGGCACGCAAGCUGCCGAUGUGAUCAAACUGCUCCGUCCAACCCUCGACAAAAACAACUUCACCUCAGUCCAAAUCACCUGCUGCGACACCAUGGGCUGGUCGACCAUGAACACCAUGCUCAACCAAAUGGGAGCCUCCACCCAAGCCUUGCUGGGAAUCGCCACAGGCCACAGCUACUCCUCCGGCCCGUCCGCUCCGCUAUCCACCACCCUCAAGACCUGGAUGACCGAAGGGGGCGAUAACAACGGUGCGUGGACGUCUGCGUGGUACGCCAACGGCGGCGCCGGCGAAGGCAUGACCUGGGCAAAUAACAUCUACUCGGCCAUCACCCAGGGGAAUGUCUCGGCGUAUUUGUACUGGAUUGGUGGGCAGGACCGGUCGAGCAACACCAACAGUAAACUGAUCCGUGUCGUCAACGGCCAGGUCGACCCGUCCAAGCGGUUGUGGGCGAUGGCUAACUGGAGCCGGUUUGUGAGGCCUGGAGCGAUCAGGGUGUCGUCUUCACUGGCAGGGGGGAGCGGUGUCAAGACGACGGCGUUUCUGAAUGCGAAUGGGACUGUCGCGGUUCAGGUGAUUAAUAGUGGUGGUGACCAGACUGUGUCCGUUGCUGUUGGGGGUGGCUUUGUUGUUGGGAGCGCAUCGGCGUGGGUGACGGAUAACACGCGGGACUGUGAUGAGGUGGAAGUAGCUGUUGGUGCGGAUGGGACGGUCACGGGAAAUGUGCCGUUCAGGAGCAUGGUCACAUUUUUGUUGCAGCCGGGGGAGGCAGGACGUGGGUUGUGA
This is a messenger RNA of Dichotomopilus funicola, 1449 nucleotides long. RefSeq names its product glycoside hydrolase superfamily. Lineage: Eukaryota; Fungi; Ascomycota; Sordariomycetes; Sordariales; Chaetomiaceae. Bases 1 to 1449 code for a protein of 482 amino acids. Gene Ontology annotation, molecular function: glucosylceramidase activity. Gene Ontology annotation, biological process: sphingolipid metabolic process. The transcript has 2 exons. The record is from RefSeq and is a predicted model, not a curated record.